This is a messenger RNA of Paramormyrops kingsleyae, 4833 nucleotides long. RefSeq names its product transforming growth factor, beta receptor III (gene tgfbr3). The record is from RefSeq and is a predicted model, not a curated record. Lineage: Eukaryota; Metazoa; Chordata; Actinopteri; Osteoglossiformes; Mormyridae. Gene Ontology annotation, molecular function: type II transforming growth factor beta receptor binding; transforming growth factor beta binding; transforming growth factor beta receptor activity. Gene Ontology annotation, biological process: cell migration; regulation of transforming growth factor beta receptor signaling pathway; transforming growth factor beta receptor signaling pathway.
CGCACGGCUCAUCUUAAAAACUUUUCAACUUUUUCGGUGACAGGAGAGUCGCCGGCGUCAGCGUGGUGACCGAGCGUUUCCCCGCAGCGUUAUAAUCAGCAGGACCUGCGGACGGGCGUCUCGAGUCCGCCGGAAUAAAGUUAAAAGUGAAAUCGGCGAGCUUGCAGCCAGCGGGGCGGGACGCGAAGUUUGCCGUCACUUUUUUUGACAAGUUUCCUUCACGGACGGGGAUCUGAGAGUGACCACGAGAGGUUCUUUCUUCAUUCUUGCACCUUGAGACAACCAUAGCCUCACCAGAAUGGCCAUCUACCUUCCCUUCCUGUUCCUUCUCCAGACCCUUUGCCCCUUGACCACUGCAGGCCCGUUCUCCCGGAGCCCAUGUGAGCUGUUGCCCGUUGGGGAGGGGCACCCAGUGCAGGCGGUGCUGAAAAGCUUCACCGUGUUAUCCGGCUGUGCCAGCAAGGGCACCGUCAGCCUCCCACAGGAAGUACACAUCAUCAACCUGAGGAGGAACGGCCCUAACAGCGGCUUGGAGAAGACCAUGGAGGUGACCCUUCAUCUGAAGCCCAUACAGUCCUUGAAGGUCCACCAGAGACCCCUGGCUUUUGUGCUGAACUCACCGCAGCCCGUCCUCUGGAAGCUGGAGAUGGAGAAGCUGGCGCCGAGCGUCCGGCGCGUUUUCCACGUAUCCAGGGGCUCCGAUAUGGAGAUGGGACAUUUGUGGGACUCCUGUGAGGUUGAGAAGGAGGAGCUCCCUCAUGCCAACGAGCGCCUGCUGGCCUGGGCCAACGAGAAGUUCAAGGCUGUCACCUCCUUCUCCGAGCUCCGCAUCACCAGGAAUGUGUACAUCAAUGUGGGAGAAGACCUCACCUUCUCCAGCACCUGCAAGAUUGACAACAACUUCCUGUCCCUGAACUACCUGGCGGGCUAUGAGGACCCGCAGCCGUCUCGGGGCUGCGUCCUGUCGGGUCGGAACCACAACCGCGAGGUCCACAUCAUCGAGCUGCAGGCCCCCAACUCCAGCAGCGCGUUCCAGGUGGACGUGAUCGUGGAAGUCAGGCCCCUGGCCCCGCAUCGCCCCCUGCAGCGAGACCUCGUCCUCCUGCUCAAGUGUGAGAAGUCAGUCAACUGGGUCAUCAAGAGCCAUGGCGUCACCGGCACCCUGGACAUCGUGACGUCGGACAGCGUCAAUCUGGACCCAGCCGUGGACAAGAGCACAGCGAAGAUCCACAAACACCACCUCCCUUCAGAUCCUCAGGCACUGAUCCGGUGGGCUGAAGACCACCGCUACAGCCCGGUGACCUCCUUCACCAGCACGCCUGUGGCUAAUCACUUCAACUUGCAUCUGAAGGAGCCAGAUAUUCCAGAUGAUAUCCUCGAGAGGGAACUCCCUCCUGUCCUGUUUCAGCCUGACCCCCAGCCAGGUUCAGAGGGCCUGCCCUUCCAACGGGGCCGCCCCUUCUCCCUAUUCCCACCCGUGGAUGGACCCUUGUCAGAAGACGUGCCCCUGAGCCUUGCCAUUGACAUUGAGCUGAGCGUGCAGUGUGAGGAGCAGACGAUGGUGGUGAUCCUGCCCCAGGAGAGGCUGGAGGCACUUGGGCUUAAGGAGCCAGAGGUCACCCUUUUGGACCAGUCAUGCAAAGCCAGACACAACGGCACUCACUACGUCCUGGAGACCCCGCUGAUGGGAUGCCAGACCACCAAAUUCUCCAGCCUUCCGGCCGUCUUCAUCAACCAGGUCCUGAUCCACCAAUCGGAAGGCCAGGAAGAGAGUGGCUGGCAUGACGACUAUGAGGACAUGGAGUCGGGUGACGGGGGCUUCCCCUCAGACGUGGAAGGGCAGGGCAGGCCUUUCUUGCAGCACAGGGAGCCCAUGCUCUACUCCAUCAUGUUUAACUGCACCUACGGGAAGCUGCCAGAGGCCCCACAGUCCAGGGUCCCCAAGCCUGAUACCAAAAAAGGCUUGGUCAGCAAAGGUGUGACCUUCAGCAUGGAGCUCUACGACUCGGACCUCUUUCAACACCAUAUGCCUGAAGUCCCACUCAGAACUGCAGACAACAAAUCCAUAAAUGUGGAGGUUACUAUAAAUCAAGCGGAUAACGAUAUGGAUUUCAUGAUCCAAGCAUGCCACAUCUCGCCCUGUGACAACGCCAACGAGAUGCUUGACUAUGCAAUCAUCGAGAACGUCUGCCCGACAGAGGACUCGCUGGUAUUCCUCACGCAGGCAGCCGACUUCCUCCCUGUGCAGGAGUGGACUGGUACAAAGAAGUUCAGCUUCACCUUCAGGUCAAAGUUCAAAGAGACCAUUCAGUUCCUCCACUGCCAGAUAACUCCAUGCACCGAGGGGCCUUCUGACAGCCGAGGACUGCCCAAGUGUAUGUCCCCGGAUGAGGCCUGCACUUCUGCCGACUUCAGCUUCAUCAUGUCCAUGACGAUGAACGCCGAGACCAUCACCCGAGCGCUGGCGGUGACAUCCAACCCGGAGCCCACAGAGCCACAGCAAACUCUGUCCACGGUAGAUCCUGACGACACCGUGCAGCCUAACUCUGCAGCGCACGUGCUGAACACCCCCACCGUGGUCGGGAUCGCCUUCGCGGCUUUCGUCAUCGGUGCUUUGCUGACGGGAGUCUUGUGGUUCAUAUAUUCACACACGGGUGAGACGGCCGGCCGGCAGCAGGUGCCCCAGUCCCAGCCAGCCUCGGAGAGCAGCAGCGCCGCCCACAGCAUCGGCAGCACGCAGAGCACGCCCUGCUCCAGCAGCACUGCCUAGCCGACAUGCGCCCGCCAGCGCAUGCCCUGGGAUGAAAGGGAUUACUUUGGAUUGUUCUUUAAAAGACAGAACAGCCCCCCCCCCCCCCAUUCAGUGUGUUUUUAUGGUUCUGCAACCAAAGAACGACGUUCACUUGACAUGCCGAGGUUCGGAGCAGCCCGAAAUGCUGUACUGCCAUCCCAUACAAGCUGUGAUGGAACCGAUGCGAAUGGUUCUGGACAUGCAGGAUCUAAGGGGAAAGCAGCAGAACGCCAGUCAGAUUUUUAAUUCCUUACCAGUGGGGGGGGGGAGACAUCGAAAAGCUGUCCAUCUAAAUCUAUAUAGACAAAUGUCUGACAAAGAAUAGGGCUAUCUGUAAUUAUGUUAAUAAUAUAGUUUUUAUUGCUGUUAAUAUUGUAAAUAAGUCAAAUUUUAACCUCUAAAAUGGCCAAACAUUAUUUUCAACUAAUAAUUAUUUAAUUUUGUUAAACAUCCUACAACAGGGGUAGGAUCCUGAUCCUGGAGGGCUGGUACCCACCCAGUAUUCCAUCCUUCCUGAGUAGUUACCAUCUGCCUGAGAUCAACUGUGGUUCAUCAGAGACCAGGUGGGAUGGAAAACCCGCUGGAUACAGACACUCCGGGAUCAGGGUCGCCUGCCCCUGUGCUCCAGUAUAUCACGUUAUACUGUCUCCCGAUUGGGCAUUAAACAAAAAAAAAAUAGUUUUUGCUUGAGAUAUUAUGUGACUUUUCUGGGUCUUAUGCCACUAUCUCCUGUGACAUGCUCGCGUGUUCAUGUGCCUGAUCUGGGGCUUGUCCGUUAAGCUGAACGUCUACGCCUGUAUUCCCACCCGGACAGGUCAUGUGACCUUUUCACUCCUCACCGACAUUAGAUAAUGUAUCUUGGAAUUCAGGCUCACUGCCCACAUGGUGAUACAGGGACCGUAGAGGUGCUCGUUUGCUCUGACGCCACCAGGAAAUCCAUUUAGGGUGUUUUGCCCUUUGAACAUUCACAUCUUUGUAGCCUUUGCAGACAUGGACAGAUGGGGCCGUCGUGUUGCUCCCAGAAUCCUGAGCGACCCGCUCAGUGAGCGACGGUUACCGUCUGUGAUUCUCAUGCUGUUGUGUGAGUGUGUGUGUGUGAGUGACUGAGUGAGUGAAUGAGUGAGUAAGUGAGCUCUGAGUAUUUACCACAGAUGAUAUGUAUUCUUAGUUUACUAUACAUGCAUGUAAACGUCAUCAUCAUAAGCAUGCUGUGCCCACUGCCACUCAUUUAAUCACACCGUGGGGAAGUGUGGGAGGGUAUUUUUGUUCCUGUAUUGUUCUUUUUUUGAACCUUAAAGUGACGGGAAAUUUUGUAAGUUUGAUAUAUUUGUACUAAUCAUACAAUGUAUAUAUGUGAAACAAAGAUAUAUUUAGACUAACUGUUUGCAUAAACCGUUAGAAUUAGCUGUACAACAGUGUUACCACCUGCAGACCUUAUAGAUUGUAUAUUAACGCAAAAGCUUUUUAAGUCCGGUGUGUAAAACCUGUAUAGGGGUCUUCAGAGAAGACCAGAGAGUAUUUUAGUAACACAUGUAUAUUUUUAUUGUUUUGUGGGUCGUUUGUAUAGAGGUAUAUAAGCAUAUUUUUUAAGGUAUGUACCUGAGAGCCAGCAUAUCCCGUUCUGUUCGUACUGUGAAUCUUUGCCCGCUGUUGUAUUCUUCUACUGCUGCGUUUCAUUGUCUUGCUCCCCUUCCUGAUGUCUGGGUUCUGUGCCGCGUCUGAAAAGAGUUGUAAAAAGAGAGGAUAUUGGAGCCGUGCUGACCAGAGUGGGCUGCCGCUGACUGGCACUCAGGCAGCUGCAGAAGACACGUUCUCCAGACGCCACUGCAGAGCUUGUGUAGCUUAUUUGCACCUGAUAUUUGUUGUUUUUUUUUGGGAGGGGAUGGGGGUAUUAUGUUGUUUGUUAUAGCUAUUGGAUGCUACAAUCAGCCAUUUAGAUGUCUUGUAAUCGAUAAAAGCACUAUAAUUUUGCAGUUCACUACCGAUGUUGAAUGAAUGAAUGAACGUUACAUUUAUAUAGCGCUUUAAGACACCCAGAACGC